AUGCCGAUACUCGGCAGCAGCGCUGGCAUCGACGGCUCCGCGGCCGGCGGCAGCACGCGUGGCGGCGCCGACGGCGGCAGCGGCGGCGCGCAGUGCGUGCGGUUUGCGGAUGAGGCAACCGCGUCCGGCUCCGAGAGCCUCAGCCUCAGCAUGAGCCGCAGCAGCAGCGGCUCCGUCCUCGGGAUGGUGGCCGCCCCAACCUCGGCCCUGCGGCGCGCCGAGUCCAGCCCGCUCGUGCACGCGUAUGGAGGAGAGGGCAGCAGCACUGGCUGCGGCAGCGGCAGUGGCAGCGGCAGCAGCAGCGGCGGCGGCGCCAGCCCGGCUGACAGCAGCACGAGCGAGGCGUCGUCCGAUCGCGGCGACGGGCCCGGCGGCGGCGACAGCGGCGCCAACGCGCGCCGGAUGGACUCGGCCAGCGUGCACUCGAGCCGCAGCUUUGCCAGCUUCGCACGACUGUUCAUGGGCGAGCGUGUGUCCAUAACGCGGCCCCCAGCCGCCGCUGGCGGGCAGCCGGCGUGCGACUGCGCUUCCUAUGUGAGCUACGGCGGCGAGCCCGCGUCGCGCGGCUGUGGGCGCUGCCGCAAUGGCGGCGGCGGCGGCGGCGGCGCGGCUGGCGCCAACACUGGUGGCGGCGGUGGGUCUGCUGACGUUGCGAGCUGGCUCGCAUGGCGCUGGCCCGGCGGGACGGCCGCGCCGGGCGCGGACGGGGUGGCGCAGCCCAUCGCCUGGGACCCGGCGGAGGACCUCCCCCAACCUGAGCCUGCCGCCGCCGCCGCCGGCCGCCUCUCCCUCGCGUCCCGCGCCCGCGCCCACCUCAAGUCCGCCGCCGCCGCCGCCGCCCGCGCCGCGCGCCCGCGCCCCGGCACCUGGGCGUUCGCGGCCGCCCGCGCGGCCGCGCGGGCGGCUGGGCUCGGGUCGGCGCUGCUGACCGCGCCGCUGGACGUGCUCGAGGCGUGGCUGGUCAUGGCGCUGCGGCCGCCGCCGUACCGCCACGUGGGGCACCAGCUGAUCUUGACUCACCAGGGGCUGCGGCCGCAGGUGGCGCCGCUGCAGGCCUACAACAGGUACGCAGGGGACGCCUGGUCGUUCAACCGCGAGCUGGCGCUCGUCGUGUUCAGGGAGCACUCCAUCAUCUUCUACAAGCGCCGCCUGGCCGCCUUGGUCGGCGCCGCGGUCGAGCGAGCCGGCGGCGGCGCGGCCGCGGCGGCGGCGGCCGUGGCGGCGGCCGCGGCGGGUGGUGGCAGGGAUUGA
Monoraphidium neglectum is the source of this 1251-nucleotide messenger RNA. RefSeq lists its product as hypothetical. The record is from RefSeq and is a predicted model, not a curated record. NCBI's taxonomy places the organism in Eukaryota, Viridiplantae, Chlorophyta, Chlorophyceae, Sphaeropleales, Selenastraceae. The coding region runs from base 1 to 1251 and encodes 416 amino acids. The transcript has a single exon.